GAAGGUGAACUCUGCCUGUCAGACGCAGCAGCAAGUAGCGACAACGCCAGUCACUGUCUGAUAUUUAGGUUACGACAGAUGUUCAACAGCUUUUAGGACCCGCGGCAGAGCAAUACCAGCAUUAACGCGACACAGUGCAACAGAGACGUUAAACAACGUGACGUCACGAGGGUCACUACCAGGGUGCGCUAACGUUAGCUAGCUGGUGGAUGAUCAUUGACAAAGUUCUGCAUUCAGCCUGGAAACAGUGUUUACAGACUCGUGAGAAACUUCCGCAGUUUGACACAGUGAAUACUAAACAUGGCCCUCCUGAAGCUGGCAGACGUGGCCAUCACCUCAAUCAACCCUUGACACGCACCGAGUAACGUUGGCUGAAAUUAACCAGCUUCAAAACGGCACCACCGGCGGAGAAGCUGGACUCCGCAUCUAGGUCCAAGAUGGAGUUAGCAGCGGCUCACCCAGCUCUCAAAGCCUUUAUGUGUGGCUCUCUCAGCGGGACCUGCUCUACACUGCUCUUCCAGCCUUUGGAUCUGAUCAAGACACGGCUGCAGACCCUGCAGAACAAUGCCAAGCCGGGUGCACCAAAGGUGGGGAUGUUUACCAUUUUAAUCAACAUUAUCAGGACAGAGAAUUUCUUCAGUCUGUGGAAGGGAGUUACACCAUCAUUUGUGCGCUGCAUCCCGGGCGUGGGCAUCUACUUCAGCACCUUCUACUCCCUGAAGCAGCACUACUUCCUGGAGCGGGCGCCCAACGCUGGCGAGGCUGUUCUGCUCGGAGCGGGCGCCAGAGCAGUGGCUGGUGUCUGCAUGCUGCCGUUCACUGUCAUCAAGACACGCUUUGAGAGUGGCUGUUACAACUAUGUGAGUGUGGUAGGAGCUCUGAGGAGUGUGUAUGAGACGGAGGGAAUCAGGGCUCUGUUCUCAGGGCUGACUGCCACGCUGCUCCGAGACGCUCCGUUCUCCGGCAUCUACGUCAUGUUCUACAGCCAGGCCAAGAAGGCGCUGCCUCAAGAGGUGACGUCGUCGCCCUAUGCCCCGCUGGUGAACUUCAGCUGUGGGAUGGUGGCGGGCGUCAUGGCGUCGCUGGCCACACAGCCAGCGGACGUGGUGAAGACCCACAUUCAAAUCAGACCAUCCCACUGGAGCACGACAGAUGCUAUCCGCUACAUCUACACGGAGCACGGCACGGGCGGGUUUUUCCGUGGGGCUGUCCCCAGGUCUCUGCGUCGCACCCUGAUGGCGGCUAUGGCUUGGACUAUCUACGAACAGCUGAUGGCUCGAAUGGGCCUCAAAUCCUGAAGAGCACCACUGACGAGCCACAAUAAAACAGGAUGAAGUAUGAGGGAUAAUCAGAUGCAUUAUUUUCUCACAGAAAGCCUCACGAAUGAAGAAAAGGGAUCCGAGGAGCUGACGGUGAACCAUCGCGACCAAGUUUUUCAGAAUAGUGUGUGUGUCUUUUGAGAAUGUGACGUUACCUGACACACUCAUAAUGGCAAUCUUGGGCUGAAGUGACACUUCCUGCUGUGAAGUGAACUUAUUCCUCCUCUCACUAUUCAUGUUUGGACACCCUGAGGUCUGACUGCCACUAAAAAGAAAAAGGCUCAGUGACUGUGCUGUGAUGAGGUAUUUUUAAAAUGCCGUCAAGACGACUGGUACUCGAAGCAAUGCAGAGAGAAGCGCUCUGGCUUCUGCCAUAUUUUCAAAACUUGCAUAAGAUUGAGCAAUGUUUCUGACUUUCUGCCAAUUAACAAGCAGACUUAGAUUUGAUUUGGCUCAGACAAUAACAAGUGCUCACACGGCUGCAUUAUUGGAAGAAAAACACAAUAAAGCCAUUUGUUGCCAACUAUA
Messenger RNA from Cyclopterus lumpus (lumpfish), 1847 nucleotides. RefSeq names its product mitochondrial glycine transporter B-like. Gene Ontology annotation, biological process: glycine import into mitochondrion. Gene Ontology annotation, cellular component: mitochondrion; mitochondrial inner membrane. Bases 438 to 1298 code for a protein of 286 amino acids. The record is from RefSeq and is a predicted model, not a curated record. NCBI's taxonomy places the organism in Eukaryota, Metazoa, Chordata, Actinopteri, Perciformes, Cyclopteridae. Gene Ontology annotation, molecular function: glycine transmembrane transporter activity. The transcript has 8 exons.